AGUGUUCUAAAAAAAAUAAAAAUACUUUUAAGUAGUUAUUUUUAAGUGAAAAAAAAAUAAAAAAUCAAAAGUCCUGUGUAAGAGUUACUCCACUUUUUGGGUGCAUUUGGAACGAUGGCGAUUAUCCGUAAAUGGCCAUCGUUUGAUGUGGUAUGUAUGGUGCAAUUAAAGAACAGGCAAUUGAAAAGGUAGUGUGAUAAAAUUGGGAAAAGAGAGGGUCCACUCCACUCCCGUCCCCAAAAAAGAUUUUGAAUAGUAAAUAAAAGUUUAGGCGGGAAGAAGUGAAAGGAGUAGAAAGGUGCACGUGUAAUGAGAUUUGGGGGUGGAAGGAAGAGAGGAGGGAUGUGAAAUGGAGACGAAGAGGAGUGAUGUUGAGGAGUGGAAGAAGAAGAAGAAGAAGAGAAAGAGAGUGACGAUGAAGCAGAAGAAUCUAUUCGAGUUGUGGGGCCUCAAAGAUCCUCAUCCCAAACCCCCUGACCCUGAUGAUGUGCAACAGUCGAGAGCUGCUGCUGCUUCUCCCCUUAAUUGCCCCUUCUAUAAGAAGAUCCCAGCAGGAACCCCCUUCACUGUCGACGCCUUCCGCUAUGCUCCCGUCAAAGCCUGCUCUGCCUACUUCCUCACCCACUUCCACGCCGAUCAUUAUAUUGGCUUGACCAAAUCAUGGUCACAUGCCCCGAUCUACUGUACCAACCUCACUGCACGCUUACUUAACAUCUCUCUUUAUGUUGCUCCAUCUUUCAUCUGUCCUCUCGAAUUAGGUACUGAAUACAACAUUAAAGGAAUCAAAGUUACCAUGCUUGAUGCUAAUCACUGCCCUGGUGCUGCUCUCAUUCACUUCCGCCUCCCAAAUGGACAAUCUUACUUGCACACCGGAGACUUUAGGGCUUCCAAGCUCAUGCAAUCCUAUCCCCUUCUUGCAACCCAACGUAUUAAUCUACUUUACCUUGACACAACCUAUUGCAAUCCAAAGUACAGGUUUCCUUCAAAAGAAGAUGUUCUGGAAUUUGUUGUAGGCGUCACAAGAAGAUAUUUGAAUAAUCAUCCAAAGACCAUCGUGGUUGUUGGUGCAUACACCAUUGGAAAAGAACAAGUGUAUCUUGCCAUUUCCCAGGCACUAGGGGUAAAAAUAUAUGCAAAUGCCUCCAGGAGGCGCAUUCUUCGAUCUUUUGGCUGGGCUGGAAUUUCUGAAAAUCUGUCAACAAAUGGGAAGGAUACACCUUUGCACAUAUUGCCUAUAUCAUCCUUGAGAUUUGAGGUGCUGCAGCGUUAUUUGGAAUCACAAUACGGACAGUACACUAGCAUGUUGGCAUUCCGACCAACAGGUUGGACUUACUCAGAGACCAUAGGGGAGAAUCUAAACUUAAUAAAACCCACUUCUAAGGGCAACAUCACUAUUUAUGGUGUUCCAUACAGUGAGCAUUCUAAUUUCACAGAGCUGCAGGAAUUUGUGCAGUUUCUGAGGCCAGAAAAGAUAAUUCCUACCGUCAAUGUUGGAAAUCCUGUUAAUCGUGGCAAGAUGCAAUCAUACUUCCAGCAGUGGCUGAAAGCCUGAAAGAGGAGCUGUUCUUCUGGAGUUGUGUAGAAUGGUUAUUCUAUUCUUUCUAAUUCUUCUGCAGAUUUGGACGUGGAUUAGAUAGGUGAUUGAAAUGGGAAUGAUGGUUAAUGAUGGUUAUACUGUUUGACAAGAGUGUUUUUAAUCUCACCUGGCGAGGCAAAAGAUCUAUCAGCCUCCAUUCUUGCUGGACUGCACGCUAUGCAAGGUAGUUUUAAAUCCUAGGAAUUUGUCUUAGUAAUCAAUUUUCUUUUGCAACUCAGAAACCCAACCGAUGUCCUAGUAAAGGCAAAAAGGCCUUUUGAACUACUUUUAAUGAACUGAUUAUUUUCAACUAUUGUAUAAACAUUGGUUAUAUUCUAAUGAGUUUGUCUUAAAGACAGUUAA
Messenger RNA from Capsicum annuum, 1939 nucleotides. Its product is annotated as DNA cross-link repair protein SNM1. The coding region runs from base 350 to 1552 and encodes 400 amino acids. The record is from RefSeq and is a predicted model, not a curated record. Gene Ontology annotation, biological process: protection from non-homologous end joining at telomere; interstrand cross-link repair; double-strand break repair via nonhomologous end joining. The transcript is spliced from 9 exons. NCBI's taxonomy places the organism in Eukaryota, Viridiplantae, Streptophyta, Magnoliopsida, Solanales, Solanaceae. Gene Ontology annotation, molecular function: damaged DNA binding; 5'-3' DNA exonuclease activity.